AUGGGGAUGUUCAGGAGACGUAGUAAUACAGCAGCUACUACAUUAUCCAGCAAAGACAAUAGAACAAGGCUAUAUUCCACGUCUAAUGAUGUUUUACCACAAUCACUAACAAUUUCAAGGUCAUUAGGUUAUGAUAGUUCCGACCCUGCUCCUUCGAUCACGUCUACUCCGCCCAAUAUUAAUGCGUUACAGAAGUUAGCUGGUGUUGGAUUCCAGUCGAUUCUCUCAAACCAGGAUUUAAGAAGAAGCAGGAAUUCGGUUAAUUCUGAGGUACGGCCGAAUAAUAGACCAAGCCAAGAUAUAAUACAACCAAUUGAUUCUAAUAAUGUCACCUUCAAGAAGCAGAAUAACGGUAUUGAUAAAAGCUCCUUACAGAUUAAUGCUUCUAAUCUAUCACUUGAUUUACAUUCACCGAUAAAGUCCGACGUUGCUGUUAAUAGAACAUUGGUUCGUCCAGAGCAUGCACCAAAAAAGAAGCCCUCAUUAAAGCAGGCUACCAGACGAUUGUUGCAUAUAAGAGGCUCAUCUAGGAAGUAUAAGGAUAAUGAUAUUCAGCAGAGCUCUUUUGGGAAGUUUCUGUUUUCACCGCAUGGAAAGAAUCACAGGUCGCAUACCACAUCCAACACAUUGGAUCCUAAUAGAUCUACCUUUUCAGUUAAGAGCCAGCUUUCAAAUGUGAGUGAUGGAUCAAUGAAGUUACCCCAGGAAUCAGCUUUUGAUACUACGGAAACUCAAAUGUUAUACGAUCUCAUAAAGAGCAUGUCCAGUUUAGAAUCCAGUUUCAAUCAGUUUACUGCACAGGAGCAAGACGCUCUUCUAGGAAACAUUUGGGGAUUAUAUUGCAAUAUAUUGCUCUCUGUGUUCAGACACCAAGGGGUCUGGCAGCUUCCUGCCAAAAUCGAAGAUAUCAACCGUGUAUUUAAGUUCUACAUUAGGAUCAAACAGGAAGGAAAGACUUUCUGCCAAGGUUCUAAGUUCUUAACUGAGAUUCAAGACUGUCUACGAAACGCAUUAUACAUUCUGGAGACACAGGUUAUCUAUGCUCAUUUUAAUACAGAGGCCAUCCAGGGUGGGAUCAAACGCCUAUGUGCUACGUGGGACUUGUUCUACGGGUACGUUCUAGGCGAUGCAAUGGCUGUAUUAGCCCCUCUAGAGGUAAGUUUCCGCUACAAUCCAAAGUAUUGGCGCGCGAACCAAGAAGAUAGAAUUUUAAGUGUAAACCAAUUGCUUUUCCAAAUGUUUAGGGACGCUGUUGUCAUACCGAGUUACCAAUCGUUGCUUGACCGUCCCGAGGGCAACAGUAAAGCCUUCCAAGCAUAUAUAACUGAGGAAGAGGAAAAAAACGGCGUUACUCAAGCAGAUAAGUUAACACUGAUACAAUGCUUUGGUCUACUGGCUUCGAUACAUAAUAAUGAUGCGAACGAAAAAAUCGUUAGUGAUUUACUACUUGGCGUACGCAUGAGUAUGUAG
Molecule: messenger RNA, 1470 nt
Organism: Eremothecium sinecaudum
Lineage: Eukaryota; Fungi; Ascomycota; Saccharomycetes; Saccharomycetales; Saccharomycetaceae
Product: HbrB domain-containing protein
Exons: 1
Coding region: 1-1470 (489 amino acids)
Biological process (GO): TORC2 signaling
Cellular component (GO): TORC2 complex
Source: RefSeq, a predicted model, not a curated record